Portunus trituberculatus (swimming crab) is the source of this 1038-nucleotide messenger RNA. RefSeq names its product vacuolar protein sorting-associated protein 54-like. Lineage: Eukaryota; Metazoa; Arthropoda; Malacostraca; Decapoda; Portunidae. The transcript is spliced from 6 exons. Gene Ontology annotation, molecular function: syntaxin binding. The record is from RefSeq and is a predicted model, not a curated record. Bases 61 to 1038 code for a protein of 325 amino acids. Gene Ontology annotation, biological process: Golgi to vacuole transport; retrograde transport, endosome to Golgi. Gene Ontology annotation, cellular component: GARP complex.
GCUUGCUGGACUAGAUCGUCGGGAACCUUCCCUGCUUCCGAUACUUCUGCCAGUGCUAAUAUGUCCCACAUCACCUUCACUGGGACCGCCAUGUCCGUUAUCACGAGACAUACGUGCGUCCCCACUGAUCCCACGCGCAGCCAACAACUCAUCAUACCAACGUGGAGUAUCUCAGAUGGAGAGAGAAUGCUUGGAGAGGCAGCAUGUGUCCGGGUGCUGGCAGGUCUGGUAGAGGUGCUCUGUGCAGCCUGUGACUAUGCACAUGAUCGCUGUGCUAAGUUGUUGCAUGCCAGAUCAAGAGAACAUGGCUUGGAUAAGAUGACUGCUAGUGAGUUCCUAACACUUUCCCGUAUCAUUGAGGACUUUGUGGCUGACACAGAGAAGGUGUGUGGCCGCAAGAGUACUUCCUUUAGAAUGGGACUUCAGGGACAGGCUACCCGAUUUGUUGGGCGUUUCCAUGAAGAGCGAGAUGCACGAUACAAACUGAACAUGAACAAUGAAAGAUGGCGGGCUGUCUAUGCUCCUCCUGAUUUGCAGCGUCUUCUUGACCACAUCUCAACCACAGACACACUAGUCACUCCACCAGCAGCUCAGCCUAAUGGAGACUACCCAAAAAGCAAUACCAUUUCCACCACUACCAUUACUAAUAACAACAAUAGUCCUACCAUCACCACCACAAAUGGUGUCACUGAGCACAGUGAAACAAAUGACAGUAGUAAUAGUGGUGGAGGAGGUGGAGGUGGAGGAGGAGGAGGAGUAUGUGGUGGAGUAAUGGUUGGAGGUGAAGAGUAUAUGGUGGUGGGGGUUUGCGUGGUGGUGGUACGGCUGGUGGUAGAGUACAGUGAGUGUGCUGCCACCCUUCGCUUGGCAGCCCUGCAGCUCCUGACACGUCUCACUGACCUACUAAGAAGAUUCAACACUGACACCUGCAGGUCCGCGCGUCUAGCAAGGCUGCGCUCCGUCUUCCGCUGUCCUCCAUCCUUUCAUCUGUGGGCUGGUCCAGGAGUCUACCUUGAAGUUUUAUGGGAGGCCAAUUAG